UCAAACAGCUAGAUACCUCUGCUGUCGAUGUUUUUAACUGCUCUUUGUGGAACAUUCAUGAGCAGGGUGCAGAGAGAAAGGUGGGCCGAGGGGAAUUGCUUUUAGCAAAACCAUGUGGACGAUGCGUCGCAAAGUUUGGAAUUUCCACACUAUUAGUGCCGGCGCUGCAUUGACUAACAGAGAACAAGUUAUUAUUAGAGAGAGUAACCAGCAUAACCCAGCUGUCCCAGAUGUUGCAAUGAAUGGCAACACUGUAGAACAAGGGACUUUGUCACAGCCUCGUAGCUGGAAAGAGUUCUGUGAGCUGCAUGCCCAUGCCACUGCCACGGAGCUCGCUAGGCAGUAUUUGCUAUUUGCAAAUGAAAAUCCAAGUCACGACACACAGGGGCCUGAAAACUUUUCUUUACAAUUCACAGAUCUCUUUCAACAGUACUUCAGAAAUGAGGUAAAAGAGGGACUUGCUCUGAAUAGGUGUACCAUCGUGCCCUUCACAGGAGUACAGGAUUACAGGGAAGCAAGUAGGAAAUCUACCGAUGGCUCUUCUGGUCUGGUUUUACCGAAGAUGGAAACUGAGGUGAACAGUGUUGAACAAACUGAAAGGAGUUCUGACGCUAAUCUCCCGUUUUCAUCAAAGUCACGAAGUUCUGAAGAUGUUUCAGUUUCUGCAUGCCCUUCACUUGAACGACCCAAAACUUUGAGUCAGUUUACAAGAAAUGUAAAAGGCAGUAUACGACGACUGUUCCGAAGAAAAUCCACAGAUGCAAUACCUGUAGAUGGAAAAGAAGAAGCUUCUGGAGAGAUUGGCUUACCUGAAAGGGACUGGUUUAGAAACCUGACUCAUAAAUUCCCUUGGUCAAGAACUGUAUAUCGAGAAGAGGUUCAUGACAUCCGCAAGGAAGGUGUUUUAAAUUAUAUGGUGGUGGAUGAUGUAAGCAUGGACAUGGACACACGGUGGCAAAGGUGUAGACUGCUUGUGCGAAAGGCAAAGUCAUAUGAAGGUGAUGGAUAUGUACUGGAGUUAUUUGACCCACCAAAG
Rhincodon typus (whale shark) is the source of this 1036-nucleotide messenger RNA. Its product is annotated as SH2B adapter protein 3-like. Lineage: Eukaryota; Metazoa; Chordata; Chondrichthyes; Orectolobiformes; Rhincodontidae. The record is from RefSeq and is a predicted model, not a curated record. The annotation marks the transcript as partial. The transcript has 2 exons. Gene Ontology annotation, cellular component: plasma membrane. Gene Ontology annotation, biological process: intracellular signal transduction. Gene Ontology annotation, molecular function: transmembrane receptor protein tyrosine kinase adaptor activity.